GCAGUCCGGCCUGUUGGCAACAGACACUAACUUUGCCAGACUUUUGCAAAGCCAUGAAGAAAGAAAUAUGACCCCGUAAAACCCAAAUCAGAAAAUAUAUGGUCAUUAUCGAUGCAAUCACUGCACCACGAUUGAAUAGUAUUUUCCCUAUGGUGCUUUCUUCCCGGUAAUAUCCUAGUUAUUGGAUGUUGUUAGACUACUUGGAAAGGUAAAUGUGUGAUGUGAAAGUGUGAUGACAAAAUUGCACAGCAGUAGAUGCUAACUUCAGGGUUGCUGUUUUGUAUUUUUACUCAGAGACCUCAACUUCAACAACCUCAUGGUUUUUCCCAGAGCAAUAGAGGCCCUGCCUAAACUCAAGGAACUUGGUUUCCAUAGCAACGAUAUAGCUUCCAUACCUGAAGGUGCCUUCCACAAAAACCCUCUGUUGCGAACCAUCCACCUCUAUGACAACCCUCUGUCGUUCGUCGGGGCUACAGCUUUCCAGAACCUAACCGAACUGCACUCUCUGAUGCUGCGUGGCGCCAGUCAGAUGCAGGACUUCCCAAUCCUUACUUCCACUAACAACCUGGAAAGUCUGACCCUAACUGGCACCAAAAUAUCCUCCAUUCCAGCCCAUUUGUGUGAAGACCUGAAGUUGCUUCGCACAUUAGACCUGUCCUAUAACCAGAUAGAGGAGCUGCCGUCUUUCCACGGAUGUGUCGCACUGCAGGAGCUAAACCUGCAACAGAAUCACGUUCAACAAAUCAACCGAGACACUUUCCAUGGACUCGGCUCUCUUCGCUUGCUAGAUCUGAGCAGGAAUGGCAUGGUAUCCAUCCACAGAGAUGCUUUCCUCUCCCUGACCGCACUUACAAACCUAGACCUGAGUAUGAACUCUCUCACGGGGGUCCCGACAACGGGUCUGAAUUCGCUCAGCCAGCUGAAGCUCUCAGGGAACCUGCAGAUGAAAAAUAUGCUGAGUGCAAAGAGCCUGCCGAAACUGAGAUCACUCUCUGCGCCGUAUGCCUACCAGUGCUGUGCUUUUGCGGACUGUAGCCCCAUGAUGGGUCAUUCAGAAGCUGACGACCUGAAGCAACCCACAGAUGGGGAAGAUGUUGAGAGAAUCUCAAUGAUAAUGCGCUGCACCCCCUCACCAGGAGCAUUCAAGCCCUGCGAGCAUCUCCUGGGCAACUGGAUGAUCCGCGUGACGGUGUGGUUCAUCGGCCUGGUGGCGCUGGUCUUCAACUCUCUGGUGCUGGUGGUCACCUUUGGCCCCAUGCGUCGGGCCUCGGGCCCGGGCCCCUGCCGCCCCCAGGGCUCCUCCCUCUCCGGGGCCCGGCUGCUCACGGGCCUGCUGGCCCUCGCCAACUUGCUGACGGCGCUGUACGUGGCGGUGCUCUCCCUGCUGGACCUCGCCACCUGGGGCUCCUUCGCCGAGUUCGGCGUGUGGUGGGAGAUGGGCCCGGGCUGCGCGCUCGCCGGCGCCCUGGCCGUCUUCUCCUCGGAGUGGGCGGUCCUCCUGCUGGCGCUGGCCGCCGUGGAGCGCGGCGCGGCGGUGCGCGCCGUCCUCCGGAAGAGCGCGCCGUCCCCGCGGCGGGACGCGCCGGCCUGCCUGCGGGGGGACCGGCGCUUCGGCGCGGCGGCGGGCGCGCUGGCGCUGGUGGCCGCCGCCGCCGCCGCCCUGCCCCGCGCGGCCUCCGGCGAGCCCUCGGCGUCGCCGCUCUGCCUGCCCUUCGCCGGCGGGCGGGGCGCGGCGCUGAGCGUGGCGCUGGCGCUGGUGCUGCUCAACGCCCUGGCUUACCUGUUCACGGCCGCCGUCUACACCCAGCUGUACUGCCGGCUGGGCCGCACCGCCCUGGCGGACCCGGGGCAGAGCGGCGCCCUGCGCCACGUGGCCUGGCUCAUCUUCACCAACUGCGUCUUCUUCUGCCCCCUGGCCGCCUUCUCCUUCGCCCCGCUGCUCGCCGCGUCAGGCGCGGCGGCCGGCGGGCCGGAGAUCGCCAAGUCGGUGGUGCUGCUCUUCUUCCCGCUGCCCGCCUGCCUCAACCCCGUGCUCUACGUCUUCUUCAGCCCGGCCUUCAGGGAGGACUGGCUGCGGCUGAGGGCCGGGGCGCGAGGGGGCGGGGCCAGAGGGGGCGGGGCGAAGGCGGUCGCCGGGGCCCAGGGCGCACGAGGGGGAGGAGGAGGAGGAGGCGCCGGCGGCGGGCCCGUGGCGCUGGGGGCGUACGGCUGCGGCGGGGCCUACGCGCCCCUCUGCGGGGAGGCGGUGGCGGUGUGCGCGCAGUGCGAGGCGGCGCUGUGCGCCAGGACCUGCGCCUUGCCUCCCCCCACCUCCUCCUCGUCCUCCUCGUCCUCCUCGUCCUCCUCCGCCUGCAGACACUUGGUGAAGUCCCACAGCUGCCCCACGCUGAUGGCGGGGGCCGCGGCGCCGUGCCCGCGGUCGGAGGGCUACUGGGCCGACCGCGGCACGCCCUCGGCCCAGUCGGAGUGCGCCGACGAGGGGGACUCGUUCCUGUCCGACAGCUCGGACCAGGUGCAGGCCUGCGGCCGCGCCUGCUUCUGCCAGAGCCGAGGCCUCCCCCUGGUGCACUACUCGUACAACAUACCUCGCAUCAAGGACUAAGACAGCCCGCCGGAGGUGUGUGUGUGUGCGUGCGUCUGUGCGUGCGUGCGUGCGUGCGUGCGUGCGUGCGUGCGUGCGUGUGUGUGUUCGUGUCCGACGAGCCUCGUUUGUGUAAUGUGCAGACUACCCUGUCAAUAGACUCUUCGGAAAGCACUUAUUUUUCUAAACAAAACGCCUAAAGGGAACGGUGUGUCAUGUGAACUGACAGGGCCGCUGCUGGUGUUCCAGGAUGUAACUGAGCGUGCGCGCGAGCUAGCCAAGAAGGAUGUCACUCAGGAGGUCCUUGCUACCAGUGCCUACUUCUCGGUUCAAGUUGGACUAAAUAUGAGUAUCUUACGGACCUCAACCUGUCACUUCUAGCUACGGUUCUUGUGCCCAUUUCCGCUUCACCUGUACGUGCUAUUAGUGCUCAAAUAUCGUCUAUAUAUAUAUAUUAUUUUAAACUUCUAUGUCGCUGUGGAACUUUAUGGUAAUUGUAGCAAUGGUAUUCAUCUUCAUUUGUUUAGUUUUAAUGAACUGUACCUUCAGGAGAGGUUUGGGGGUAAACAGAGAGAGGGGUCUUAAAGGUAGGGGGAUAGGCUAAGGACAAAUCGUGCAGCACACCAAACCCUUCUCAUCUAAUCGAAAUCCACUCUUCCUUCUCUGUCACGGUUAAGUACCCUGUACUUGCAUUUUGUGAAAGCAUGACAAAUGAUUCGUCAUUUAAUCAGAAGCGGUUUUUCACUGUACAAAAAAGUAUGACAACGAAUGUGAUAAAAAAGUAGCCAAUAUCACUGUUUUUCCAACAGCCGUGCUGGGUUGUAUCGUGUGCUGCUUUAAUUUAUUAUUUUGUGCAGCAAGAAUGUGUGGGUCGCAGUAACUUCAGGUAUAUGAAUGGUGGCCUUUGGAUGAUGAAUGCACAUAACCCCAGCACUCGCUACCAUUAGAGCACCUCUCGUGAAAAUUCAAUCCAAAUACUUUUUCCUGUUCCUUUUGUAUGUUAGUACUGUAAAUGUUCAAUGAUGGCUCAACAUGUAAUUUGUAGUCUUAAGUUGCACAUAUUGCGUGCUCACAGUCCGAUUCAAAUUGAGUAGUCGGCGAUUGACUCGUUUUUCAGCAUAAUCUUUGUAAUAAAAUGAACUUCAUACAUAACUAUCGCGGUAGGGGGCCAUCUAAUGGUUAUCGGUGUAACUUUUCCUCCGAGGACAUUUUGUGCGAGAUGCUACAUAGGGUGGUGCGGCGGGUGUGGUGUGCUCUGUGCUGGAGCAUGAGUGCACAGACGCUAUGGUGGAAACACCCAUGUAGCAUGUAGCCACAUGCUGUGCCACAUGGAUGCAGGUCACCUGAGAGCUCAGGAAUUUAGGCAGUGUAGGGAAAGUCAUCUAUCAACAAAUUGUUCUUCUGUCCACGUUAUGCAUCGGAAUUACUCGCUUUGAAUUUAUUUUCUACAGGCUUUUUUAUAUGUUCCGACGUUUCCUUUGACACCAAACCUUAAUUAUUUUCCUCUGUUCAAAAUGUCAGUGUACUUUAGAAAUGUUAUUUUGGUUUGUGUAUGUAAAUUAUUUUCAAAGAAAUCUAACAAAUCAAAAUGGGAUGCGAACUAAGGGAGCUACCUCUUCCAGUCUGUUUUUCCUAUUGUUAUUAUAAUGUUCCUUGCAUUUCUGGCUUCAUGUUGAUGCAUCUGGCUGUAUAUCAUAAUUUCAGUUAGGUGCAAUUUGUGGUAGGAAUGUAUGUACUAUAUACUGUGAUUUCUUUCUUUUUUUACCAAUUAUAAACUAUUAAAGUUCCUUUGCAUUUGUUUAUUUUAGUUUUGUUUUAUUUAAGAAAGAAGUUAAAUUCAGGAACAACAAAUGUUUUCAAGGAUAUUCAAACAGGGAGACAUUUUUCAAGAUGUCCCAUUAGCAGGUGGUGCUAAAGAUCUCUAAUGCUACAGAUUUUUACGACUUCGUACUCAGUAAGAGCCCGAGACCCCUUUUCCUUUUGUUAAUCCUAACGGUUAAUAUACAAAUGUUGUGUAGUAAAUUAAACAACACUCAUCUUGCAGACAUCUGUCGAUUGGAGAAACUCUUUGCCCCAAUGUGAAUUGUAUUUAACCUAGUCAAUUUAAUGCAUCUACCAUGCAGGCAGUUGUGGCCACAAGAGUCAUUCCGGGAUACACUAAUCCCAUCUUUUCAGAAAAGGUAAAGAAAUCUAAAGACAUAUGUAUUCACUUUGCCAAGUUGUUACUGUAAUGUAACAGGCAAUCUGCCGGGACUCCACCUGCUUCUCUUGAAGGCACAGGCAAUCACUUUGGAUUAUGAUUUAGCAGAUGGUUUUAUGCAAGUCCCUUUAGGAAUCUGUUAAAUGGCUAAAGGUAAUGUUCUUCAACCCCCAGCCUGCUGCUAGGGGAGCUACGGAUGGAGUAAAGUCCCGGAGCGGUACAGUAGCUUAAUGACCCAUGAUGUGGACCCAGGUAAGAUACUGAGCAUAGCUUUUGAAUUGGUUUUGAUUUGCCUUUAUUCAAACUUGUUAGGGUCAAAGUAUGUUAAUUUGGCAAAUUUGAAACCGUACUUGGUACAUACAGAGGGGACUGGUGUGUUACAUUUAAUUAUAUCCUGGUAGUUGGGAAGAAUAGAGAAUUACUUACAAUUCGUCGAAGACCAAAUUAAGAAACUGCAUUUCUCCCGGUCUUCAUAAAUAUCUGAAGACUAGUCUUUUCUGGGAACAUCUCACCGGCUGGUAUCGUUUUUUAUAACACUAAUAUUUAGAUGAAAUAACUAUACAGGUGGCUGUCACCUCUUGAAACAAGUAUUGUAAAAAUGUGAUUAUUAUUGCUAACAUUUCCUUUUUUGUUUCCAUUUGUAUUUGCUUUGAUAGUUCUCAACCUCAGAUGUAAAUCUAUAAAAUCCUCUGCUAAAUGAGUUUACUGAUGGUGCUGUAUUUAUAGGAGAUUUCAUUGCCCAACAAAUGUUUCCACUUAUAUCCAUAAUCAAGAAUCUUCUUGCAAUGCAGAAGGACCAAAGAGACACAAUGUAAAGAGUUUACAUGAGUCUUCUAUGGUAAACCUCACUCCUGAAAGCUUAAAUACACUUAAAUUUGCCAACCCAUAUGGCUGCGUUCAUUUAGUUUAGCAGUGUUGGCCUUCCAAUCCCGGGGUGUUGUAUUGUGUGGUCGUCAAACAACCUUCCAUUACACCAGUCCAACGGCCGACUAACCUUAUUUGAUUAUAGUCUUUUAUUUCUCUAUACCCUGUCUUUGAGCACAUCUGUUAUACUUCUAACACCCUUACCUUGGAACCAUCUUUAGAGAAGAGAUACAACAGCGCUUCAACUUAAUCACACAUAUAACCACUCUCUAACGUUAUACAUGAAGAUAACCAUCUCUAGCCUCGUACCUAAAUUUAACUACCAUUAACUAAAUACCUACACAUCACCAUCUCUAACAUGAACUAUCAAACCUAAACUUAACCAUCCCUCACAUAAUACCUAAACUUAACAGUCUGUAACCUAAACCAAACCAUCUCGAAGAGGGCCUAAAUGUAAUCAUAACUGUAUACGCUGUUAACAUGACAAAUAAUAUUGGAUUAGGUUUAGGUUGUCGUGAGGUGUCGUAAGCAAAGCGUUACCAGGCUUCUAGGUUGCAUCACAACCAACUGGCUGUAAUCACAUCAGUCUACCUACUUUUUAGCAGUAUAACAUAGGAUUGAAUGCGUUUAAUUACUGUUUUCACAGAUGUUUUUAUUAUUUCUGAAUACCAAUACUGAAUGCCAGAACAAAAAUCCACAAACCAGCCGAAUGAUAAAUAAGACUGAGACAAACAGUUCUCAUUAUUGGUAAAUAGGUCACACAAAAUGGUAAGUGGUCAAAACACAAAAUGUGAAAAACAACGGAUAUCAUCGUAUUUAUCUUGAACACAUUUGCCCACUUGGCCCUGAAAUCCCAGGCUCUUCUUCAGUCAGAUUCUCCACAUUUCUCUUUUUUUUCUUCUCUCUUUUUUUCCUCUUUAUAGAUUUGAGCUGCAAGACAAGACAGAAAGGUGUGUUUUUAUAAAUGGCCACAAGCAACGGUCACAGUGGACCCAACAUAUUCAAGUCAGACUUAAACUCAACACAGCAGUUAUAGGUGAAAGCAACCUCAUUGAAAAAGUAAAGGAGGAGAAGGCAUCGGCGGAUCAGUGGUAGAUUCCUCUGAGGAAGCAUGUCAACACAGGUUGAGAUGCAUAAGCAGGGCGCAGUG
Molecule: messenger RNA, 6795 nt
Organism: Gadus chalcogrammus (walleye pollock)
Lineage: Eukaryota; Metazoa; Chordata; Actinopteri; Gadiformes; Gadidae
Product: leucine-rich repeat-containing G-protein coupled receptor 4-like
Exons: 12
Coding region: 317-2602 (761 amino acids)
Biological process (GO): G protein-coupled receptor signaling pathway
Cellular component (GO): membrane
Molecular function (GO): G protein-coupled receptor activity; protein binding
Source: RefSeq, a predicted model, not a curated record